Molecule: messenger RNA, 543 nt
Organism: Cryptomeria japonica (Japanese cedar)
Lineage: Eukaryota; Viridiplantae; Streptophyta; Pinopsida; Cupressales; Cupressaceae
Exons: 2
Coding region: 1-543 (180 amino acids)
Molecular function (GO): RNA-DNA hybrid ribonuclease activity; nucleic acid binding
Source: RefSeq, a predicted model, not a curated record
AUGGAAAGGCUGUGGAAUUUGACGAAGAACAGUGGUUACAAGUUUGUCGACAAGAAGCAGAAUAGAGGAAGUAUAGUUUGGACUCCUCCCUCAGCUGGAAGCUUGAAGGUUAACUUUGACGGGGCUAGCCGUGACAAUCCUGGUAAAUCAGGCUAUGGUGCCAUUAUAAGGGACGAAUUUGGUAAUUUUGUUAGUGCAAAUUUUGGUUCCUUAGGAAUCACUACAAACAAUAUGACAGAAAUUACAGGGUUGUUAGUUGGAUUGGAAUGGAGUGUGGGCCGAGGAUUUCGAUCCUUAGAAGUAGAAGGCAGCUCUCAAAUUAUCUUGUACGGGAUAAUCAAACAGAAAUUCAAGAAUUGUAAAUUGGAGAAUGAAAGAUCCUAUAAGGGUAUGGACAAAAUGCACUUGAUUGAUAUCUCAGAUGGCUUUGACGAUGUUGGUAGAGGGUGUUUCCCUCAUAGCCAGUACACAAGUUUUACUGUCAGCCGGAUCACCUCAAGCUUCAUUGGAAGGGGAGCAUUGACGGAGGUCCACCGAGAAUAG